Naumovozyma dairenensis CBS 421 is the source of this 1044-nucleotide messenger RNA. RefSeq names its product casein kinase II subunit alpha/alpha'. The transcript has a single exon. Bases 1 to 1044 code for a protein of 347 amino acids. Gene Ontology annotation, cellular component: nucleus; cytosol; protein kinase CK2 complex. Lineage: Eukaryota; Fungi; Ascomycota; Saccharomycetes; Saccharomycetales; Saccharomycetaceae. Gene Ontology annotation, biological process: regulation of transcription by RNA polymerase III; DNA damage response; protein phosphorylation. The record is from RefSeq and is a predicted model, not a curated record. Gene Ontology annotation, molecular function: protein serine/threonine kinase activity; ATP binding.
AUGACAUUGGGUUCUACAACCUUAAACGAGAAAUCAUGUCGAGUAUACUCAGUCUCCAGAGUCUAUAAAGAUGCAUGUACAAAAAGACCCCAAGAGUAUUGGGAUUAUGAACAAAUAAAACCAUUAAAAUGGGGAGAUGUCUCUGAAUAUGAAAUUAUGGAGAAAGUUGGUCAUGGUAAAUACUCUGAAGUAUUUAGAGGUAUCCAUAUUAUGUCAAAAUCAAGAUGCGUCAUUAAAGCACUUAAACCUGUCAGAUUAAGGAAAAUUCACAGAGAAAUUAGCAUGUUGAUGAAUUUAUCUGGUGGUCCAAAUAUUGUUGAAUUGUUAGAUAUCGUGAAAAACCAAAAGACGAAGAUUCCAGCUUUGAUAUUCGAAGAAGUGGAAAACGUAGAUUUUAAACAAUUAUAUCCCCUUUUCACUUUUGCAGAGUUACAAUGUUAUUUCGCGCAAUUAUUAGAGGCAUUGGACUAUGCUCAUUCAAUGGGUGUAAUGCAUCGAGAUGUUAAGCCUCAGAAUAUAAUGAUAAACCCAUUUAAAAGACAAUUGAAAUUAAUAGAUUGGGGCCUCGCGGAAUAUUAUCAUCCAGGGGUAGAUUAUAAUGUUAGAGUCGCAUCAAGGUAUCAUAAAGGUCCUGAAUUGUUAGUAGAAUUAAAACAGUACGAUUACUCUUUAGAUUUAUGGAGUGUAGGAUGUAUGAUUGCGGCAAUUGUAUUUAAAAGGGAACCAAUGUUUAGAGGGAAUUCCAAUACUGAUCAAUUGGUACAAAUCACAAAAGUUUUAGGUACCAAGAAACUUUUUUUAUAUCUUGAUAAAUAUGGUAUUGAGUUACCUCAUGAAUAUGAUACUCUCAUAAAACAACGUCCGAGGAUUCCUUGGGAAGAUUUUGUAAAUGUUCAAACCCCUUUAGCCACACCAGAAACAAUUGAUUUAAUAGAUAAAUUAGUAAGGUAUGAUCAUCAAGAAAGAUUAACAGCAAAGGAAACAUUAAACCAUAAGUUCUUCAAAAUGGACCCGAAGGAUUUUUCCUCCACGAAAGCAUUAUAA